This is a messenger RNA of Daktulosphaira vitifoliae (grape phylloxera), 649 nucleotides long. Its product is annotated as death-associated inhibitor of apoptosis 1-like. Lineage: Eukaryota; Metazoa; Arthropoda; Insecta; Hemiptera; Phylloxeridae. The record is from RefSeq and is a predicted model, not a curated record. Gene Ontology annotation, cellular component: cytoplasm; nucleus. Bases 1 to 414 code for a protein of 137 amino acids. The transcript has 4 exons. Gene Ontology annotation, molecular function: ubiquitin protein ligase activity; cysteine-type endopeptidase inhibitor activity involved in apoptotic process. Gene Ontology annotation, biological process: positive regulation of protein ubiquitination; negative regulation of apoptotic process; regulation of cell cycle.
AUGGCGUUUUACCAAAGUGGAAAAGAAACGUAUAAUGCGUAUGAAAAUCGUCUCAAUGAAAAUUCAGGAUAUGAUGUUUGUGGAUUUUACUGUUCGACGUCUAAUGAUCAGCAGACUAGAAUUAAACUCCCUAAACACAAAGAGUUUGCCGAUUAUAACACUCGUUUAAAGACUUUUGAAAACUGUCCAAAAAAAUUGGAAUCAAAAAUAUCAAGACUUUGUGAUGCUGGAUUUUUAUACAUAGGUAAUGGACAAAAUGAUCAAAUGUUAUGUUAUUGCUGCAGUCAAGGUUUGAAAGAUUGGGAUGAUGAAGACAACCCAUGGGUAGAACACGUACGUUGGUCUCCUAGCUGUACUCAUGUAUUGUUAUGUAAGGGACAGUUAUUUAUCCAAAAUAAUAAAAUAACGAAAUAAGACUACUAUUAUUUGUUAUUCUUAUAUAGUAUUGUAGUUUGAAAAAUAAAUAAAGAUUUUUAAUAUUGUAUCUUGUGUGUUAUAUGAAACUGUAUAAAAGAUACAGUGUGUAAUAAAUAAAAAUAUCAAUUUUCGAUUUAGUAAAAAACAUAAUAUACUACUAAAUUUAUAAUUUGUAUAAUAUAAGAGGGUUUUUGUAUUCACAAACGUUCAAAUCUACAAAAAAAAAAAAACA